Fomitiporia mediterranea MF3/22 is the source of this 1259-nucleotide messenger RNA. RefSeq lists its product as uncharacterized. The record is from RefSeq and is a predicted model, not a curated record. Gene Ontology annotation, biological process: peptidyl-histidine methylation, to form tele-methylhistidine. Gene Ontology annotation, molecular function: protein-L-histidine N-tele-methyltransferase activity. The transcript is spliced from 4 exons. The coding region runs from base 51 to 1211 and encodes 386 amino acids. Lineage: Eukaryota; Fungi; Basidiomycota; Agaricomycetes; Hymenochaetales; Hymenochaetaceae.
CCAAUGCAGAAUCCACUCUAGGCACGAAUGAAACGCUCUCGCUACAGAGCAUGAAGGGGAUAAGUGGUUGCGAGCAUGGAUCAGCUUAUGAGCUAUCUCUGGAUGAUCUUUCGCGAGCUCUACCUCCUGCACUCUCCUACUCUCCACUGGUUAUACCGUUAUCUCGGAGCAAUACAAAUCCCAAACCUGACGACAAGUAUCGAAAAGAAAAAAUAGAGGCGAAGGCAGAAACCGUGACGCUUCUCCGGCGCGACCUCUACGAUGCCCGUUACCAGCUCAUCUCUGAGUCUGAAGCGUCUUCCGUUGAUGUCUCUUCUGCUACAAGCGUACCAAAGGGAGCAACUUCGGCAGAACGCCCGGAAACACUAGAUUAUAUUAACAAUCCAUCGGAUCUUAUACCUGGCGUAUACGAAGGCGGAUUGAAGACCUGGGAAUGCAGCCUCGAUCUCGUUGAUUAUCUUGCGAAUGUGAGCGAUCCACGCGAGGAUUGGGUGAGAGGUAAGAGGAUUAUCGAGCUUGGCUGCGGGACGGCGGUUCCAAAUCUCUACCUGCUGCAUACACUCUUCUCAAAUCCUCAGAGGGCUAGUUCAGAUGCGGAUAAGCUUUCGACGGAAAUCGUUCUGCAAGAUUUCAAUGACCUAGUUUUACGACUCGUCACGUUUCCAAAUGUCCUCUUACAAUGGUAUGCCUCCCCACUAGCUGAAGAAUACCGUUUACAACACCCACCUGAAGAUGAAGUGGUUUUCAGCCCCGACACACCAGGAGACAUGCACAUCACGCCUCAGUUGAUAUCUGCCUUCCAUACUUCCUUGCAGGAGCAGGGAAUCGCAAUCUGCUUUAUCGCGGGCUCAUGGCAGUCUCUCAGCGACAGUGACAUCCGAGGCGCGUUUCCACUUGACAUUACGCUCACGUCGGAGACGAUUUAUGAAACAUCAAGUCUGCCUUCUCUAAUCGCACUUCUGAAGCGGUGUACGCAGGGUGAAGCAAAGGAUGUACGCGAUGUUGACAAUACCACAACGCAAACUAGUGAUCUUGUUAUUGAAGGAAGUGCAAGACUCUGUUUAAUUGCGGCAAAGGUGUUGUACUUUGGAGUUGGUGGCAGCGUGAUGGAGUUUGAGCGCGCAAUAACUAAGGCAGGCGGUAAAACCACGACUGUGUUGGAUAGACAAGCUGGUGUUGAGAGGAAAGUCAUGAGCAUUGCGUGGACAUAAUAUCACGGGUCGUGGACAAAAAUAUCAUGUAUAUUCAUGUAAAAUGGG